Pogonomyrmex barbatus (red harvester ant) is the source of this 4625-nucleotide messenger RNA. RefSeq lists its product as uncharacterized. NCBI's taxonomy places the organism in Eukaryota, Metazoa, Arthropoda, Insecta, Hymenoptera, Formicidae. The record is from RefSeq and is a predicted model, not a curated record.
CGAAAAUGCGACCGAACCACCCGUGCCACCGCGACGAACUAAACGUAAGAUCAAAAUCAUGUCGAUCGAAUCUUCGGUGGCAAGCAGUGGUGCAACGGAAACCAUGAAAGACAUCGUGAUACCUCAGCAAAAACGUCCGCCACCGCCGCUGCCACCACCACUACCAUCAGCACCCCUCCCGGAAAAAUGUCAACGAAACAAAUCUCGAUCUACCAGAAUCCAGCCGCCGCAAUGUGACAUCGCGACGAGAUGUUCAAUAACCAAAAACGAACAUCAGCGCGAAAGUCGCAUCAUCGAUAUCGCGACGAGAAUAAUGGCAACGAAAUUUGACGACGAUAUAACAUUGAUGAGAGAUCAUCAUUCGACGAUGAGUGCGAACGAUGAUCCAGUUUCGAAAUCAAGCACGUCGAAAUCAUCGUUUCGAUCUUCCCACAAAGUCGCAUCUAAGCAAAAAGGCGACAAAUAUCCAUCGCUCUUUUUCACGUUGAAGGAUUUUGAAAACGUAGUGUCCGACGCGUGGGACAGAGACUAUUCCGCAAUCACGCCUGAUCCCGAGAACUCGCAAAAUUUACACGAAAAAGAAUCAUCGAAGGUGCAUAUAUUGGAUGAUGAUGAUGGUGACGUCUGUUUUCGCGUGACAACGACAAAUCUUCCGUUUGAGAAGUGUCUGGGCGGAUGGAAGGAUCCUUUCGAGCACGGUGUGUCCGUUCGGAAUUUCGAUGAUCACCAAUUCGAAGAUGACAAUUCGAACGAGAAUGAUGAAAAAAAUGACGAAAACUUGUUUGAAUGUGACAUUUUCGAUAAUAAUGACGAUUCAAAGUGUCGUGUAGACACGAAAGUACGAUUCAUGAUCGAAUCGCCGAGUUCUUCUGGAUCCAAAAUUCGCGAUUCUGAUGUAAAAAUCGGUGUGCCGCGUGACAGUUUACGGAGCUGCGAAUCUAUUCUCAACGAUGAACAAAGCGCUGCUUCUUCCGUGAAACUGACUGAAAUCCGAGAUGAAUUCGUGAAUGUAAAAGGUUGCCGCGACAAAACGCGAGAUAAAUCAUAUUCGUCGAGUGUCGAGAAAGGAAAUUCCACGACGGGAGAAGACGACCCUUUUGUGCUGGCCGACGCAAACAAGGUAGACACGAAAUUAAAGGCGAUUUCACAGACGCAUUGUGACGAUAGAAAUAACGACGUUAAUCGCGAGAGAAUUCGUGAAGGGGAUUUUGAUUUAAUAUCGCCAAGCGUGCAGGCUAGCGAUGAGAUACUCGAAACCGGAAAGGAAAAUACAAUAACAACGAUAACGAGGAAAGCUAUUCCAAAUGAAAGAUACGAUGCAAAGCAAGUGGAUCAAAGUAAUACUUCUCCAGAAGUCGCGAAGAACAUUCGCCGUUUUACAGAUAAAAGCUCAGAAACGGCUUGCAAAGUUGAAAAAACGGCGAAAAUAACUCAAAGCACACAUCGAGAAAAAGAAAUAUUUUUGAAAAAAACUAGCGGUGACAUCAAAGAGAAGAGUAUUGCCAAGAACGAAAAAAUCCUCAUCGAUGAGUCAGCCAAAAAUUUUUUAAAUAAACACGACGAUAAAUCUAGCAAAAGCACUAUCACUGACAAUCUCACAAACAAAUUGAUCAAAAACUCAGAAAAAACUCAACGAUUACAUGAAGAGAAUACGGAGACAAGUAAUUCUUUCGUGGAUUCCAAGAAUAAUCGCGAGAAAACUUCGCCAUCGGAAGACGUUUUUGCGAAAAAUAUUCCUGUGAAAAUAAGACGAAAUUCUUUUUUGGAAACGAUGCUCUCCGAUGAUUCGACAGAUAUUUCGAUGAAUUGCGCGAUAACACCUGUGACUUCUACAAAUACAGAUAAGGAAUUAAGUGCUUCAAAGUCACCAAAUAAAAUUCAAGAAUUAAAUACAAACAUCGCAAUAGAAAGUGAACGUACGCGUGAUUUCCAUGAUACAAAAAUUGAUAUAAAGGAUCAAACAGUUUUAAAAAGCUCCAAAGAAGUGAUAAGAGGUAGAGAAAGUAUUGUCAAGGUUUCAAAUAUUGAUAUAAAAUCAACGCAACCAGAGAACAAAAGUGCCAGUGAUGUAAAGAAUGACGUAUUGAAUGAACUUCUUUGCAAUUUUAACAACAUAAAGUUAAAAAUAGUGAGUCCCGAGAAUAAGAAACCAGUAGCAGAGAUAGACGAUGACAAAAAUAUUACUCGCUCGGUUACGAUCAAUAAUAAAAUUUCUAAAAAAAGAGAAACUGCAUCUAAAUCGUUUGAAAAAUCUCAAAAUGAAAUUUGCAGUAUUCCUGCAAAUGUCAAGAUCACUAACGUGGAUAAUAAUACAAUAAUCAUUGAUAAGAUUACAAAGGAAGAAAACUUCACAAAAAUGAAGAUUAAGGAGACGCCACAAAAUCUCAAGGAAGAUACUCGUGAUCCAAAAACUAUCACAAAGAAUAAAAAUAUUGAAACUAAGAAGCCCAAUGAAUUACCCUGCGAUAUCGAAAAUAAAAUCACGAAAGAUGACUCAAAAAUGAAGAUCGACAAAAAUUCUUCGAGUAUCAAAUCAGAAGAGAUUCGCGUAAACACAAAAAUCGAGAAAACGUUUGAAAGCAUAGAAAGUGCGAUCGAGGUCAAUCGAGAACCUAAAAAAUCGCGAAAUGUUCUCAAGACGAUACUUAAGAAAAAAAAUGUUGACUGCGAGCGACAGCAGGCGAACGAAUUCCAAAAGAGAAUUCCCAUCGGGGCACCCGCGACGAUGAACAAGAUUUUCGAUAGUAGAGAAUUCAAUAUGAUCACGGACGUGUCAUGCAGGAACAGCCUGGAAAACAGGAAGAAACGCGAAACAGCUUCGAUGGAGAUUCAUACUCGCGGCGAAGAAAAGACUGACAAAGUAAUCGCGAAUGAUGAAGCCGACGAUGAUCGAAGGAGAAUCGCAAAUCGGUCGGCAUUAGCAUUAGUAGAGGAUACGAUGGGUAGCGGCGAUAAGUGUGCCAUAGCUAGGAAAAUUACUUCUGUAAACCCUUGUAAUAAUGACAAUAACAGGGCCGUAACACCCGUAGCUAAUGUAAGUACCGACCAAUCGUUCCGCGACGUUGUAACGAUAACCCCGGGUAAAGUUAAGAGUUUCGUUAAGUAUUACGAGAUUCGGGGCGACGCGACGACCGUCGAGAGACAUUCUAAAAUUAACGAUAGGGAGAAAGUAGUUAGGCAUAAGUUUACGAAGAGCCAAGCAGUGCCCGUUGCCGCGAGAAAUUCGCAACGGCCGGAAGUAAUAACGGAGGGAAAGGAAAUGAAAGAUGAAGAGAAUAUGAAAUCAAACGAUGAUAACUUUCCCAAAAUGUCGUUCAAUAAAACUCAACCUUCGACGUUCGCCCCGAGGGUCUCAAAAAAUUCUCCCGACGAUCCAAUCAAGACGACGGAAAUGGGAUUGAAGGUGACGAAGCGAUAUGAAAAGAACGACUCGCACACGUCCGAUGUGGAAGUGUGUGCGAUGUUAGCAAAGACCGGCGCGAAAAAGUCGGUGCAGUUUCUGGGCGGCUUCACUGUGAUUCACUCAGAAACUUUCGGCGAGAAUGAAUCGAUAAGGACUGUUGUGGACCCCGACGUGAACAUGGUGAAAAAGAGGAGAGCUCCCGAAGCACCGCCACCGCGGGAUUCCAGUAGUUACCAGAAGCUUGUUCGCAAAAUCGCGAAAUCAGAGGAACCACCAGAUAGAAAAGAUUCCCUCCGGGGGCAAGAGGAGGCCGUUGCUCAGAUACAUGCAGGAGCCGAUCACGUGCAGGAUUCAGGUAUUAAUCGCUUCAGUCUAAAACCAGAAACCCCACAGCUCGUAUUUUACUGUACUAUAUAACACAUGUAGCCUUUACGAGUCGUCGUUGCUCCGAGUCUCAAAGAAAUUGUAUCGCGAACCCCUGCGUAAGCAUUUUGAUUUUCGCUACCAACAGAAGAAUAGAUUUUAUGACGCUAUUUACAACGCUUGCUAAGGAGUAAUUUUCGCUUAUAAACGUACAACGCGUGUUAUAAGCGUGGCUUACAUAAAUUCAAACAUUAUCUCAAAGAUAUAAUCCGACUUUUUAUGCAAAUGUGCUAUUUUUUUUUCUUUAUUUUUUUAUACAUUGCCAUAAGAUUAAAUGUAAUUUAAUAUUUGCAUCAUUCGUUCGUCAUAUAACAUCUUUAAGCUUUAAAGAGAAAUUUUAGCCUUAGAUUUAUCCGUUGAAACUAUUCGUUUACUUAAACAUUAUGUGUUAUGCGAUAAGCGAGAUAUGUCACGCGCAUAAAUCCGAAUCCAAUAAGUCGGUCACGACGGCGCAUCCCGAUAAAAGCGACGAGUGGCUUUGCAAUGACCAAAUUUUCCACGUGUUCCGAAAGGAUUCGAGGAUCGCGGUGAAUCGCUUGGCAAACAGACCGUUCGCUACUCUAGUUUGAGUGCUUUAACUGCAACGCGGUCUGAAUAUUUUCAACCGUGAAACGAAUUCUGUCGAUUUAUAGGAAGACACAAUGGUUUCUUUUCUACCGGCCAAUUGUUCGGUUUGUGACUCGUAAAAUACUCCAGUUUCUUCGAUAUUGCACAUUGAAUAUCCUUUUUUCUCUUCAGUUUCGUAAACUAUUGUGGAAUUAUUUUUAGUACCGUAAGAUAGGGUAACAUUGGUCCAAAA